Molecule: messenger RNA, 1140 nt
Organism: Malania oleifera
Lineage: Eukaryota; Viridiplantae; Streptophyta; Magnoliopsida; Santalales; Ximeniaceae
Product: peroxidase RIP1-like
Exons: 4
Coding region: 15-995 (326 amino acids)
Biological process (GO): hydrogen peroxide catabolic process; response to oxidative stress
Molecular function (GO): heme binding; peroxidase activity
Source: RefSeq, a predicted model, not a curated record
UUGUAGAAGCAUCAAUGCUGCUAUCCGCAACAUUCACCAAUCAUGAACUCAUGAAGCAGGUUCUUAGACAAUCACCAUCUAUGGUGAUCCCCGCCUGUGCUCAGCUCACACCUGAUUUCUAUGAAGAAUCGUGCCCCAGUGCAUUGCCCACUGUGAAAAUGGUCGUGGAGAGGGCGAUCCAGAAUGAGCCACGCAUGGGAGCUUCACUGCUCCGCCUGCACUUCCAUGAUUGUUUUGUCAAUGGUUGCGAUGGAUCAAUUUUGCUUGAUGAUAAUCCAAAUUUUAUUGGCGAGAAAACGGCUGCGCCCAACUUAAAUUCUGUUAGAGGCUUCGAAGUAGUGGAUGAAAUGAAGGAAGAGGUUAAUUUGGCUUGUAAUGGCAAUGUGGUCUCAUGUGCUGACAUUCUAGCCAUUGCAGCUCGCCAUUCUGUCCAAAUUUUGGGAGGCCCAAACUACGAAGUGCUGUUGGGAAGAAGAGAUGCAAGGACCGCCAGUCUCAACGACGCCAACAACGACAUUCCUCCCCCGUCUUCAAGCCUCCCCGCUCUGCUCUCAAACUUCCAAUCUCAUGGGCUGGGCCUCAACGACCUCGUAGCCCUCUCCGGGGCCCAUACAAUUGGGUUCGCCCGCUGCACCGUCUUCCGGGCCCGUAUCUACAACGACACCAACAUGGACCCUCAGUUCGCGGCCUCGCUAAGGAACCAGUGCCCCAUCAACGGCGGAGAUGGCGCCACGCACCCGCUCGAUCCAACGGCUGCGAUAUUCGACGAGGCCUACUUCAACGGCCUGUUGGGCCUGCAGGGCCUUCUGCAUUCUGACCAGGAGCUCUUCAGGGGGGACCCAAAUGGGCCCACUGAUGGGCUUGUGCGGCUCUACAGUCAGAACCCAGAUGCAUUUAAGCAAGACUUUGCGGCCUCCAUGAUCAAAAUGGGUAACAUCAAACCGCUCCUUGGGACUGAUGGAGAGAUCAGAAUGAAUUGUAGGAAAAUUAAUUAAUUAAUUAAUGAACUUUGGGAGCCUAUAAUGUUUUUUUUUUUGGUGUGUAAUUCAUUUACGAAGUGUUUAAGAAAGUGACAUUUGAAUUUGAAUUUUUGUAAAUCUAAAUAUAAUAUUUAAUAAAUUAGUUAGAAUUUUGCUUAAA